AUGGACUCUGAAAACAUGCGGAUACUGCUGUUUCGUCUGCUCCCAUUCCAACUUGACGUUCUUGUUGUCUUUCAGAUCGAGUCCUUGUUUAAAACCAGCUUGGAUAUCAGAUCAAACUCCUCAAACCCCAGAAGAUCAAACAAAGCCGACUCGAUUUGCGUGGGAGUCUCGGACUCCAAUAUAGAUCUCACAUUUUCCAUCAAGUGGUCGCUGUUAUCUGGGUUGAUCCUCUGGCAUUCGGUCCGUAUCUCGUCUAACAGAUUAUUAUGGUCAGAUUCAGCCGAAUCGUCGCUUGAUUCAUCCUCAAGUUCGAUCUCAACCGUAUUUUCAAACUGCUUAAGUAAAUCAGUCACUUGUUUAGAGACGUCCAACUUGGCAUCCCCAUCGCCUAAAUUCGGCAAAGAAAUCGCAGAUUCGUCACCUUCCAGCUCCAAUCGACUCAGAGCGUCGAUCAUUGGCUGCAUCGCCUGCAUAUAUGACGAUGUAGACGAAACAUUGUAA
Ogataea philodendri is the source of this 501-nucleotide messenger RNA. RefSeq lists its product as uncharacterized. The transcript has 2 exons. The record is from RefSeq and is a predicted model, not a curated record. The coding region runs from base 1 to 501 and encodes 166 amino acids. Lineage: Eukaryota; Fungi; Ascomycota; Pichiomycetes; Pichiales; Pichiaceae.